Mesoplodon densirostris (Blainville's beaked whale) is the source of this 6808-nucleotide messenger RNA. RefSeq names its product fibroblast growth factor receptor substrate 2 (gene FRS2). Bases 496 to 2022 code for a protein of 508 amino acids. The transcript is spliced from 10 exons. NCBI's taxonomy places the organism in Eukaryota, Metazoa, Chordata, Mammalia, Artiodactyla, Ziphiidae. Gene Ontology annotation, cellular component: cytoplasm; cell-cell junction. Gene Ontology annotation, biological process: cell surface receptor protein tyrosine kinase signaling pathway. The record is from RefSeq and is a predicted model, not a curated record.
GGAGAGAGGCCUUGUAGGUACAGACGCUGAGGCUCGGUCGGCUCCGAGGAGGGGCUCUUUCCCGGGUGGGAGUCCGGGGUUCCGCGCCCGCCAACCCGCGCCUUGCCCUCUCCCAGCUCCCGGGCCGACGAAAUGACCAUUAAGAAGUAGAUGCCCAGAUGCCAAAGUAAUGAAACAGUCAAUUUGUCAUAAAGUAAGAUGCAGCUGUGGCUUUUCAACCAGAUUAGGACAAAAUUGUAUCUAUUUUUCUCAGAAGAGAAUUCCACAAGCAGAAUCAUGUUCUGUGAAUUUCCAUCACUGAAUCUAACACAGAGUAAGAACAGUACAAAUGCAAGAUUCUAAAUUUGGGAUGCAGAAAGACAAUUUCAUCUAUGGUUAAGUCAGCAAACAAAGAAAACAUGGUGUUUUGAAGUAUGAUUAAACUCCUGAUGCUGCAGCAGAGGCUAAGAAUAUUAAUGGCCAGAUCUAGUGCUCACAUGGUCUUCUGAAGAAGCCAUGGGUAGCUGUUGUAGCUGUCCAGAUAAAGACACUGUCCCAGAUAACCAUCGGAACAAGUUUAAGGUCAUUAAUGUGGAUGAUGAUGGGAAUGAGUUAGGUUCUGGCAUAAUGGAACUUACAGACACGGAACUGAUUUUAUACACUCGCAAACGUGACUCGGUAAAAUGGCACUACCUCUGCCUCCGACGCUAUGGCUAUGAUUCAAAUCUCUUUUCUUUUGAAAGUGGUCGAAGAUGUCAAACUGGACAAGGAAUCUUUGCCUUUAAGUGUGCUCGUGCAGAAGAAUUAUUUAAUAUGUUGCAAGAGAUUAUGCAGAAUAAUAGUAUAAAUGUAGUGGAGGAGCCAGUUGUUGAAAGGAAUAAUCAUCAGACAGAAUUGGAAGUCCCCAGAACACCUCGAACACCUACAACUCCAGGGUUUGCUGCUCAGAACUUACCUAAUGGAUAUCCCCGAUACCCCUCAUUUGGAGACGCUUCAUCCCAUCCUUCAAGCAGACAUCCUUCUGUGGGAAGUGCACGCCUGCCUUCAGUAGGUGAAGAGUCUACACAUCCCUUGCUUGUGGCUGAGGAACAAGUACAUACCUAUGUCAACACUACAGGUGUACAAGAAGAACGGAAAAACCGCGCAAGCGUGCAUGUCCCAUUGGAGGCGAGGGUUUCUAAUGCUGAAAGCAACACACCAAAAGAAGAACCAAGUAAUAUUGAGGACAGGGACCCUCAGAUUCUUCUUGAACCUGAAGGAGUCAAGUUUGUCUUAGGACCAACCCCAGUUCAAAAGCAAUUAAUGGAAAAAGAGAAACUGGAACAACUUGGAAGAGAUCAAGUCAGCGGAAGUGGCGCGAAUACCACGGAGUGGGACACUGGCUAUGACAGUGAUGAACGAAGAGAUGCGCCCUCUGUUAACAAACUGGUGUAUGAAAAUCUAAAUGGGCUCUCUCUCCCCAGCGCCUCAGGGCUCAGGAGAGGUCGUCUGCCGUCCACCGGUACCUCAGAUACCCAGAAUCUCAACAACUCAGCUCAGAGAAGAACUGCAUUGUUAAACUACGAAAAUCUACCAUCUUUGCCUCCUGUUUGGGAAGCCCGCAAGCUAAGUAGGGAUGAAGAUGACAAUUUAGGACCAAAGACCCCAUCUCUAAAUGGCUACCAUAAUAAUCUUGAUCCAAUGCAUAACUAUGUAAAUACAGAGAAUGUAACAGUGCCGGCAAGUGCUCACAAAAUAGAAUAUUCAAGGCGUCGGGACUGUACACCGACAGUCUUUAACUUUGAUAUCAGACGCCCAAGUUUAGAACACAGGCAGCUCAAUUACAUACAGGUUGACUUGGAAGGUGGCAGUGACUCUGACAACCCUCAGACUCCAAAAACGCCUACCACUCCCCUUCCACAGACCCCUACCAGACGCACAGAGCUGUAUGCUGUGAUAGACAUCGAGAGAACUGCUGCUAUGUCAAAUCUGCAGAAAGCACUGCCACGAGACGAUGGUACAUCUAGGAAAACUAGACACAAUAGUACUGAUCUGCCCAUGUGAGCCCGGAAACCAUUACAUUGUUUGCACCUUUGUGAAGUUUUAAAAAAUGAAGAUGCAAGUGCUUCAUUUUUAUUUCUAAACACUAACUCCUUUUAUAGACUGAUAAAAAAAUUUUUUUCUGACUAUUUCAUGUGCUUCUUUAAAGGGAAAUUAAAAUGUAGAGCAGGUACUCAUAAAAGAACACUAAUUUCAUUCUAUACUACUCUUUACUGUACAGCAGCAUUCCCAUUUUCACAGUGCCUAUUUAAAAUGAGAAUUGAAGUGAGUGACAUGCUGGUCAAUUUUUAUUAAGAUUCUGGACUCAUGCAUAUCAUUCAUGUCUAAGUCAUGGUUGGCAUUUAAAGCAUAUUAUAAAGCCUCUUGAUAAUGUGCAUUGCUAACAGAUAACUCUAGGCUUUGAAAGUACUAUUUGUAGAUUUACUAUUCAUGGUAUGUGACCUCCAGCAUGUAACAUGAGGAAUCCUUUAUUUCAUUAAUUGUAGGCUUUUUGACUUGAGCCAGGACAUAUGUAUGGAAAUAGAAGUACCACACCUCCUAUGUACCAGUCAGUUCCCUAGCCUUCAUCGUUUCUAGAAAGAGCCCUACGUUCAUGAACAUGGUUUGCUGUUGGUGUGUUGAAAGGCAGGAAAUAGACGAGGUUUUCUGUUUACUCAUCUCAUGGUGUCAUUUGUAAGGCAUGCCCAGAUAUCUUAGUCAGAAUUACACAUAGGCUCAAGAAUCAGUCUCAGGUCACUUUAUCCAAAAACAUUUGAAAAUCUGAACCAUGAUCUCUUGAAAGUUUCUCUCCUACAGAUUAUUAACAGUAACAUUGUUUUCUGGAGGCAUUUGUGCCAUUAGAUUGCCAUUUACCUUCAAGUUUUUCCUUUGGUGUUUGGGAUGUCUAAUUUUGUUGCUUCAUGUCUUUUUCAAUUUAGGAUGUUUGAGUUUGUAUAUAGUUUUGAAACAUUGGAUUAUGUGUUCAUUGUUGUUUAGUUUGCAUUUUUGUCAAAUUGUGGUUUUGAAGGUUCAUUUGGAACUUACUGUUAUUCUAUAACAGGGUUGCCCUUGUCCAGUAUUUAUUUAUAUGCCGUUUACUUUUCAAGUUGAUAAAAGCAUUCUCACAAUCUUAAAUUUCACUUGUGUUCAUAGGUGAUCUCUUAAGCAGCUGAGAAGAAAACAAAAAGGAAGCUACUUUUAACAUGCAAAUUUCCCUAAAGGUACUGUGUUUUCUCUGUGGGCACUCUCCCAGCACUUUAGCAGUGAUCCCCUCAGUCACACGGCUGCAGUUGUACUUUGCCCACUGUCGUGCUCCUCAGCUCUGCUGUCCUUUCAUUCAUAGCUGGAUCGUGGGUUAUCCCUUGAUUUCAAUAGAAUGUUGAAGUUGUUGCCAGCAUAGCAGGUACAGUGGAAGUCUUAUAGCAAUGACAUUGUGUCAGAAUUUAGGAUUGAAAAUGAAUUGAUGUUUAUAUAAAUGGAUGAGGUCCAUAUGUCUAGCUCUUGGAAAAUCAAGAAUUUUCCAGUUUCCCAAAUCCUAGAGAAGACAAGAGCAGGUAGAGUGGAAAGAAGGUUAGAUAACCUUGCAAAAUAUGUCACUGUCUCCUCUAAAUAUGAGGAAGUUUGAGAUUUUGGUCUGGAUCUACCAGAUGUAACUAAGGUUAAUUUAGCAUGAAAAACUUUCAGUCAUAUAGCAUCCAAUCUGUUCCAUAAAUGACCUAAUUAUAGGACAGUGAAUGAAUUAGCAAAAUAAUAGCGCGGGACCAUUAUAAAGAAAAUAAAUUAUUAAAGAUGUCUUUAUCAUUUUUAAUGCCACUGGUUUAUGUGCAUAGCAGAAUUUUCUUUCUUUUCUGUGAAUUUGGUGCUUACCAAAGUGUUCACUGUUCUCUAAAAAGAGAGCAGUGGUAUAGGUAUGCAGUUUCCAUUUUAAUGUAUUGUUCCAUUUAUGCUUUAUUCUGAGUAGGUUGCUAAUUGUGCCAAAUUUAUGUGAUGAUUUUUGUAAUGUGGAAUAAGAGUUAUGAUGGAACCAGUGCACAUGGUUUUCUCCGAAACAAGCAGUCAAGACAGAACGUUAACCUCCAAACAAAAGGGCUGACCUAUUUACUCAUUUUGGAGGUUGGGUACUUUCUUUUCUUACUUUUCAUCAGCCUUUUCAUUUUUCCUUCCAGAUUCUGAUUAGUUUUUAUAUUUUUUAAGCAACUAUAAUAUAACCAUUGCAGUUUAUUCUUUCAAUACUGUGUGCUUUAAAAAUGAAAAUGGGACCAAGUUGUCUGCUAAGAAUUUGAUUUUUAGGUACUACGAGUAUUAGGGAAGAUGUAUACAACUGGUAUUAAUUUCUAGAUGUCUCUGGAAAUCACCUGUGUUCCUAUUUAAUUAAAAAUAAUGUAGAACACUAUUUGUCCUCUGCAGUAGUCUAGUAAUGGGCAUUAAGCUCUGUCCUGGAAGAAUUGUACCAAUUACUAGGUGCAUUUUAGAAUGAGAUAUUUUAUUGGGAUAUAAUUGUGGCCAUAUGUUUCAGAUUUUCUGAGACAGACCUAAUUUUACAUAUUCUGUUCUGUUGAUAGAUCAUGUGAUCCCACUUUUUGGUUUUGGAAAUAUAGUCAUUGAUCAUACGCUUUCCCCCAAUAGAAUCCUGUUUUAUCCAUAUAGAUCAUAACAGCUUUUAUCCCAGACCAGGGCUGGAAACUAAUAUGGGUAUUACAUGUGUUUUUUCUUAGUGUGUUUUAUUUCCCAGGUUCAUCUUCCUUUCAAAAUGAAAAUAUGGUGCCUUCCCUCCCUCCAGGAAGAUUGGCAAAUAGUUCCUUUUAUUUACUGCUGCUGUGGAGUGAUGAGAUAUGCACUUUACUUUUGAAGACUCAGCAAAAAGCUUUUCACUUCUCAGUAUAUCCAGAACAGAUCACAUUUUGGACUUAAGAAAAUUUGCCAAGCAGUCUUUGUUUUUACAGAUAUUAAUGUUGACCCCACAGUUCAGUGUUGUGAGUCAAGCUAGUGUUUGUGUAUCCCCCCCCCCAAAAAAAAAUCUGUGGCGCAAAGUAUAAAAAUGUACCUCAAUAAUGUUCUAUUAAAAAUGGGACAGGGGCCUUAUGUUUUCAUAAUUUCCCAAUAAUGUGCCACCAUAUUUUUGCCUCAAGGUAAAGGUUUUAACAAGCUAAAAAAUACAUCCCAUUUCCCCUAACCUAUAAUGUCCAAGUGUUUUGUGCAAUGUGUAGUGUGUGUGUAUAAAUAUAUAUAUGUAUAUUUGUAUAUACAUAUAUAUAUAUAUAUAUAUAUCCUUGAAAUAGACAUACCAUCAGAGACAACAUUCAGAAGUAACUGAUGUAUUGGCAUCUCUUUCUAAUCUCUGAUAUGUGAGGUAUAUGGUACUAAAUUACCUUUUCCCUGUUUGCCAAAUUUGAAUAAAGGCAUUGGUACAAAAUCACAGAAUGUAUAGAAAAUGUUUUUUGGCUUGAAAAAUUAACAAAUAUUUUAUGACAUACCACAAUAUACUCUGCCCAAACCAGCACCCUAUCUUUCCUGUUCUUUACGUCCCUUUUCCCCAUCCCUACAUCCUCUUUUUUUUCUUUUUUGGUGUAACACAAUUCUUUUGUAGCAUCAUUACAAUUGCAGUUCUAUGACAAUUGGACAAUAAUAGCAUGGAAACGGACUGGUAUUAAUAGUACAGUAGUCACCAGUGUGCCACAUUUGCAUUGGUAAAUGCAAAAUACACAUUUUAUAAAGGACAAAUUUUGUGUUAUGUUUUUAUUUUCAUUACAUUGUAUAAUAUUGUAAGAUUAUGUAUGUCCUAAUUUGCAUUAUAAAUGUUUUUUUCCUACGUAAAGGCAUAAAUAUAGCAACUUUGUAUAAAGGUAGCUUAUUAGAUUUUUAAUUUUGUCUUUUAUAAAAAAUUGUCUAACAGUGGGACUAAAUUGUCUAACAUUGCCAAAUUGUAUAUGAAAUAUGAAUUUUACCCCCUAUAGUUAAUUUCGUUUAUAAGCAUUCCAUAUUUCUCUAAUAAAAGACAUAAGUGAUACUGUACUAUGCAUAAAUUGUAUUUUAAUGCUGUUUCAUAUCAGCAUUUUAAAUUUUGGUUUGCAUUUUUAAUAUUGGCAAAAUUUACCACUGUUGAUUAAACCUUGUUGUAUAUGUAACAACAUCUUUUGCCCUCUAGCCCUCCCCACCCUGUUCUCUAUUUCCCCCUGUCAGUGCCAACUUCAUACGUUUUGUAGCAUGGCAAUAAAAUAUAACUUUUACACUGAGGCCAAGUGUGGCUUUUUGGAGGAUGUGGACAUGGGAGGAUUACCCUCUAGUUAUUCUUUGCAUAUGACUUUUUGCCGUAUAAGCCAUGUUUCCAGGCAUGAGUAAGUUAUCUCGUAUAUGAUGUGAACGUGCUUUUAAGGACAAGUGUGAAUGUGCUUUUAAGCUUAAUUUUUGUCCUAACAAAUAACUAGUUUUUUAUUUUUGGAAAAGUCAGAGUUCUUGAAGUACAAUCAAACCUUUAUUAACUGGAGUACUUAAAGAAUAAGCUAAUAAUUGAAUUUAGUUCAACAAGGGCUAAGCAACACUUUUUAAACAUCCUUAUUUAUUGUAGAGUAUUAGUAUACCAUCCUAAAAAUUAUAUAUAAAAUAUGUUUUAAUUUUAGAUGAUUUAGCUUCUUGCAAUGACUUACUGUUGUCAUUCUGGCAUAAAUCUCCAUGACGAGGUACUCAAGUUGAUACUGGAAGCUGAGCUGACUAUACACUAACCUUAACAUUCGUGAAAAACUGCUUUGUUGAAUAAAAUCUGAUCGGAGUUCUUAUGGUUACUUUCCCCCUUAUUGCCUAAAGUAGAUUGCAA